This is a messenger RNA of Pelmatolapia mariae (spotted tilapia), 1047 nucleotides long. RefSeq lists its product as uncharacterized. Lineage: Eukaryota; Metazoa; Chordata; Actinopteri; Cichliformes; Cichlidae. The transcript is spliced from 5 exons. The record is from RefSeq and is a predicted model, not a curated record. Bases 1 to 618 code for a protein of 205 amino acids.
AUGGGUGACGCUGGACAAAAACUACAAAACACAGAGGCCUCAUGGGCCGUGAAGCUCAGGCUCUGUGAGACAGUGACCACAUUCUCCCACGGUCACCCUGAAGCCGAACCUUGGUCUUUGGGGACCCCUGAUGUCUGGGCCCGGACAGUGACGUCACUGGCUCGCGUUCACAGCUCGCUCUUUUCUGCUGGGACGCGUCCCAAACCGUUCAGCUGCCGCCUCGGGCUCCGUGAGUGGGCACGGCGGGGGGCCGGGACGCGCCGGUGUUCGAACCACACUGACACCAGGCCGGGCCGUUGGCAUAGGGAGCCGCGGCGGUCAGCUGGGGUCCCGCGGGGCAGGGAGUGUCCCGGCGGAGGAGGGCGGUGCUAUGAGCGGGACGCGGCCGGCGGGGCUCCGCCAGCUUACGCGGAGCUCCGCCGCGGCGCAGACAUCUUGGCACCGAAUGGUGGAGACGGAGGGUCCGGUCCUAACGCCCCGAUGGAUCGACGGCGGGGCUCGCGGGUCCAGGAGGAGUCCUCGCCGGGAGCCAGGGGCCUGUCCGCGGGGCCGGGGAGCACCGGCAGCGGUCCGUGCUCUGCCCCUGCAACUCCCUCUGUUAUGAUUGGCUGUGACUGACGGUGUCAGCUCCUCAUCCACGACUGCAGGGGAAGGUGUUGAUCUCCAGAGCUUGUCGCCAUGACAGCAGGAAGGGGCGUGUCCCACGGCGCCACUGUGCUGCUGCUGCGGCUCUGUGGUUUUUUUAGGUUUUGAUUUUUGUAGCGUUGGACGAGAAAAUCAAAACCUAAAGAAAAUACAGCGCUGACAGAACUUCCUGCAGGGGGCGCCGAGCACCAGGCUGCUGGACAUGAGGAGGUCUGCAUCCUUCCUGUGACCUUCAUCAAGUUUCAGGUGUUGUGGCUCGUUCACGUGUAACAGUCUCGGAGGCGUCGCUGACCUUCAGCGAUCACGCCACAGCUGGAUGUUUGAGGCUGAUGUGUCCACUUCCUGUUUGUGAUCGCUGUCAAAACGUUUCGAACUUCCUCAGUAAAGCAGAGUGAAAAUAAA